This is a messenger RNA of Pristis pectinata (smalltooth sawfish), 4180 nucleotides long. Its product is annotated as gastrula zinc finger protein XlCGF26.1-like. Gene Ontology annotation, cellular component: nucleus. Gene Ontology annotation, molecular function: RNA polymerase II cis-regulatory region sequence-specific DNA binding; DNA-binding transcription activator activity, RNA polymerase II-specific. The coding region runs from base 794 to 2314 and encodes 506 amino acids. Gene Ontology annotation, biological process: regulation of transcription by RNA polymerase II. The transcript has 2 exons. NCBI's taxonomy places the organism in Eukaryota, Metazoa, Chordata, Chondrichthyes, Rhinopristiformes, Pristidae. The record is from RefSeq and is a predicted model, not a curated record.
UUCCCUUAUACAAUGAGAUGGACUCUGACCUCACGAUCUACCUUGUUGUGACCUUGCACCUUAUUGCACUGCACUUUCUCUGUAGCUGUGACACUUUACUCUGUACUGUUACUGUUUUUACCUGUACUACCUCAAUGCGCCCUGUACUACCUCAGUGCGCUCUGUACUAACUCAAUGCACCCUGUACUAACUCAAUGCGCCCUGUACUAACUCAAUGCGCCCUGUACUAACUCAAUGCGCCCUGUACUACCUCAAUGCGCCCUCUACUACCUCAAUGCGCCCUCUACUACCUCAGUACGCCCUAUACUAACUCAGUGCGCCCUGUACUGCCUUAGUGCACCCUGUACCUCAAUGCACCCUGUACUGCCUCAAUGCACUCCGUUCUGACUCAAUGUAACUGCACUGUGUAAUGCAUUGACCCGUACGAUAGGUUUGCAAGGCAAGUUUUUCACUGGACCUCGGUGCAAGUGAGAAUAAUAAACUAAGACCAAUAAUUGGUCACCGAUCUUUUGCUGUAGAUCUGCAUUCUCUCUGAGGAAGAGGAUUCCCGCUGAACCAGUAACCCUGUCUCUCUCCCUCCCUCCGGGGAGUUUCCAGCAUCUCUAUUUUUAUUUCACAGCUGAAGAACUUGCGAUGCUGCCGACUCUGUGCCAGCCGGUGCACGUCUCCCCCUCCCUCGGGUCCCGGCACGGCGGCUCCCGUCCCCCGGACCUGUCAAUCAAGCCGCCGCCGGCCCGUUGAUGGGUCGGGGGGCCCUCCCAUUGGUCGAGGGCGGGUGUCAAUCAAUCUGGCCAUGACGUGGGCGGGGUGCAGGUCACGUGGGCGGGCGGCGUGGCCGCCGUGCAGAGGUUCCGCGCAGGGUGGCAUCGGUGGACCAUGUGCAGUCGGGACUCUUGGAGGUGAAGGGGGAGAUCCAGCAGAGUUCCCCCCACAACCAGCGCCGGCUCCCAUGGGAGGGGAGGGCGGCGAAGAGAGGCAGCGGGCAUCCUUCGCCCGGCUGGGCGGGGGAGAGGACGGAGGGCGGAGGAAGAGGAGGAAGGCGGGGCAUGGCAGACCCUUCACCUGCGCCGUCUGCGGCAAGUCCUUCGCCUACCCCUCCAAGCUGCAGGCCCACCAGUUGUCCCACACCGAGGAGCGACCCUUCCACUGCCUCGACUGCGGCAAGGGCUUCAAGAGCCCCCAGGAGCUCUGCCUGCACCGGCGCCUGCACGCCGCCGACAGUCCCUUCUCCUGCGCCGUCUGCGGCAAGGGCUUCGUCUACCCCUCCAAGCUGCAGAUCCACCAGCUGUCCCACACCGAGGAGCGCCCCUUCCCCUGUCCCGACUGCGGCAAGGGCUUCAAGAGCCCCCAGGAGCUGCUGAGGCACCGGCGGGUGCACACCGGCGAGCGCCCCUUCGUCUGCGCCGUCUGCGGCAAGGGCUUCACCGGCUCCUCCAACCUGCUGGCACACCGGCGGGUGCACACCGGCGAGCGCCCCUUUGCCUGCGCCCAGUGCGGCAAGUGCUUCGCCCAGUCCUCCAGCCUGCUGGUGCACCGGCAGGUCCACACCGACGAGCGGCCCUUCCCCUGCGCCGACUGCAGCCGCGCCUUCAAGAGCGCCAAGUGCCUGGCCAGCCACCAGAGGCUGCACACCGGCGAGCGCCCCUACGGCUGCCCCAGCUGCCAGAAGCGGUUCGUCACCCCCACCGGCCUCCGUGCCCACCGGCGGCUCCACACCGGCGAGCGGCCCUUCGCCUGCGCUGACUGUGGCAAGUGCUUUGCGCACGCCUUCACCCUCCGCAAGCACCGCGCCGUCCACGCCCGGGAGCGGCCCCACACCUGCGCCGAGUGCGGCCAGGGCUUCGCCCGCCCCUCGCAGCUCCGGGCUCACCGUGCCGCGCACACCGGCCAGCGCCCCUUCCCCUGCCCCGACUGCGGCAAGGGCUUCGCCCACUCCUCGCACCUGCUGGCACACCAGCGGGUGCACACCGGCGAGCGCCCCUUCUCCUGCGCCCAGUGCGGCAAGCGCUUCACCCAGCGCUCCUCCCUGCAGGCGCACCGCAGCACCCACACCGACGAGCGCCCCUUCCCCUGCCCCGACUGCCCCAAGGCCUUCAAGAGCUCCCAGAAGUUGAAGCAGCACCACGGGCUGCACGCCGGCGAGCGCCCCUUCUCCUGCACCGUGUGCGGCAGGGGCUUCGCCCGUGCCUCCAACCUGCGGACCCACCAGCGGGUGCACACUGGGGAGCGCCCCUUCGCCUGCCCUGUCUGCGGGAGGGGCUUCACCCAGUCCUCGCACCUGCUGGCCCACCGGCGCACUCACCCCGCCGUGUAGGGGGCAGCGGGGGCGCGGAGCGGCCGGACUCUGGGCUCUCACUUUGGUUCUUUGACCUGCCCUGGAGGUGUGUCGGGUCUCGGGGCACGGAAUCAUGCCCUUCGGCCCUACCGGUCCCUGCUGACCCAGCCGCCUUCCUCAGCUGGACCCAUUUGCCCGCGUUUGGCCCAUGCGACAGUACUGCACAGGAACAGGCCCUUCGGCCCACAGAGUUGUGCUAAAAUAAUUGAACACAAUUAAACUAAACUAAUCCCUUCUGCCUGCACAAUGUUCACACCUCCCAACUCCCUGCACAUCCAUGAGCCUGUCUGAGAGCCUCUCAAUCCCCUGUCGUAUCUGCCUCCACCCCCACCCCUGGCAGCACAUUCCAGGCCCCCACCGCUCUCUGUGUAAAAAAAACCCGCCCCGCACAUCUCCUGUGAACUCCCCCCGCCCCACCUUAAACCCACGCCCUCUGGUGUUGGACAUUUCCACCCUGGGGGAAAGACCCCGGCUGUCUGCUCUCUCUGUGCCUCUCGUCAUCUUAUAAACCUCCAUCAGGUCUCCCCUCAGCCUCCGCCGCUCCAGAGAGAACAACCCAAGUCUGUCCGAGCUCUCCUUGUAGCUCCUGCCCCUGAUCCAGGCAGCAUCCUGGUGAACCUCUCCUGCACCCCCUCCAAAGCCCCCGCACCCCUCCUGUAACGGGGCGACCAGAACUGAAUGCAAAUCCCUUUAAACCAGCCCUACACAUUUUAAAAUAUUCUAAUUGUAGCUGCCUCACCCACUCCCUCUGGCAGCUCGUUCCACACACGGACCACCCUCUGGGUGAGGAAGUUGCCCCUCGGGUCCCCAUUAAAUCUCCCCCCUCUCACCUUAAACCCGUGCCCUCUGGUUCUUGAUUCCCCAACCCUGAGGAACAGACUGUGCGCAUUCACCCUAUCGAUGCCCCUCGUGGGUUUAUACACCUCUGUAAGGUCCCCCCUCACACUCCAGGGAAUAAAGUCCCAACCUGCCCGACCUCUCUCUGUAACUCAGUCCCUCGAGUCCCGGCAACAUCCUCGUAAAUCUCCCUCUGUGCUCUUUCCCAGCUCGACGGCAUCUUCCCCACAGCAGGGCGACCAGAACUGAACGCAGUUCUCCAAGUGUGGCCUCACCGACGUCCUGUACAACUGCGACCUCACCUCCCGACUCCUGUCCUCAGUGCCCUGACCGGUGAAGGCCAGCGUGCCGAACGCCUUCUUCACCGCCCCGUCUACCUGUGACCCCACUCUCAGGGGACCAUCUCCCUGUACCCCUGGGUCCCUCUGUUCUACGACACUCCCCGGGGCCCUGCCGUUCACUGGGAAAGUCCGACCCUCAUUUGUCUUCCCAAAACGUGACACCUCGCACUGACCCGAACUAAAGUCCAUCUGCCGUUCCUCGGCCCACUGACCCAGCUGAUCGAGACCCCCCGUAAACCCUGAUCACCACCUUCACUGUGGACGACACCACCUAUUGUGGUGUUGUCUAACAGGGAAACAGUCCCCGUCUCUACUUAUAACUCCAGCCCUCCAGUCCCGGUAAUGUCCUGGUGAACCUUCCCUGCUCCCUCUUCAGCUGAAUCAGAGAGAAUUAACACUGGAGGAUCUCGUUCUCAGCUCAACCUCCGAUCCUCUGGAAUUUCCAAAACUAACAGCAAGGCAGCAGACUGUUCAAUCCGCACCUUGGGGAUGAGCUGUUUGUUCGGUCCCUGGUCACAGCACUACAGGAUGGGUGUGGUAGCAGUGGAGAGAGUACAGAAGAGACUCCCCAGGAUGUUGCCUGGAAUGGAGGGCUGGGGUUAUAAGGAGAGAUUGAGGCUGGGCUUCUUCUCAGUGGAGUGGCAGAGACUGAGGGGGGACCUUACAG